UAGUAAUAAAACGGAAGCAAUUACUUCUUUUAAUUUAGAACAUAUGUGGAUCAAAAAGAUUUAGUUCCCAAAUAGUUUUGAAUCUUUUAGUAAAUGCUGGAUACCAGUACCGUAAGUAGAAGCGCGCUUUUUUUAGCCAGACCUCCGCCAAUCAGAUCACUAGUCUCAUUCUAGUGUUUCUACUUGUUCCGCAAGCUCUUCAUGCAGUUGAGUCUCAGCGUGCCAACGAAUAAUAUACUUUACAAACUAAAAACCACAUAGAUUCGUUUAAUUUCAUUCACUUCAGUAUUCUUUAUAAAAUAUUGGUACGAAAAGAUGUCGAGGAAUCGAGUGUAUAUAUUCUCGAAUUUAGUGCAUAGAUGGUCGAGAUCGUGGGUGAAAACGCAGCCUGAGCUUUCGACGGAAACGCACGAAAUAUUCCGAAAGGCAUUCGAGGCCGAGAUCGAGUCGCCCUUUAGACGAAGCGCGGAGUGACCAAUCGAGCGGUUCGGGUCGGUGGGGCUGUCCGGGGACGGGAAACGAGUGCUUUUAUCCACGAUACGCCGUUUUUUUUUCUUUCAACAAAAUCGUGGAACGAAACUUCAAUUGGUGUUUUGAAAAUCGUGUUCGAGAACUUCGUUCAGUGGUUAACGAAAGGUGGAAAUAUAUAAACACGAAAAAGGGCAGGGAAUCGAAGAAGAGAAACAGGAGCUUAAUGGCUCUCAGGAGAUCGGGAAUACAAGGACAGACAUUGCACUCGCGGACGGGGCGCCUCGCAAUAAACAUCGUCGCCUCUCGUUCGCUCGUCCUGCAUCCACCUCCUUUGCGUCUCUCCGUUUUCAACGAGCUCCUGCCGUCGUCGAUUCUGCUUCCGUUUCCGUGUCUGUUAUGUGUGAACGCAAAGAGAGCCGAGUGUUUAUAACUGCACGGUGCUGGUGGCGGUGACGAAGGGAAAGGGAAAGGGAGGAGGCGAAAGAGAGAAGGGGAAGAAAUUUGGAAGCGAGAUAAAGAGAAGGAUAGCUAGAAGAGAGUGUGCGUGCAAAAGCGAGAGGGAAAAGGAGAGAGAGCCAAAGGCUCGUCGGACGGAAUAUUCGAAGCGGUGCGCCAUACAUUUCCUACGGAAAGUCGUAUUUAUCGCGGGAACCUUAUUGGUGAAAUUAUUUCACGAUCGCUUCCAAUUGAAAGGAACUACUACAUACAGUCGGUUACAACAACGGUGGUCCGGCUACUUAACUAUCUAUCUACUUAACGUCGAGUAGUUGACUAGGAAUUCUGGAUAACCUGAUCGCGCAGAAAUUCGUACUGUCAACUCGUUGACAGGCGUGACAGCCUCGUCGACUGUCUCGUCCGUCCUCUGUCCUCCCUUUUUUGAUAUCCGGUGUCGGUACCAUCAUUUGAUUCCGCGAUGUUCACGGGGACAGUGAAGAUCGAAAUAUGUGAGGCAGUCGGACUAAGGGCGACGGACAAGCAACGAAAGUUUUGGCAGGAUGAACCUAUACUCGAUCCCUACGUUCAGCUGGAUGUCGACGAGAAUCAUCUUGAUCGUUCAUCGACUAAACCGAAAACGUUCGACCCGGUUUGGAACGAGUGUUUCAUCCAUGAAGUUCAGGAUGCGGUGAUGCUCGGGCUGACUGUCUUCCACGAUGCGGCAUUACCGCCGGAUUAUUUCGUCGCCAAUUGUAGUAUUCCUUUCGAGGAACUUGUCAGCAGGAAUGACAAAACUGCAGAUCUUUGGGUUGACCUUGAACCUCAAGGAAAGUUAAGGGUUAGGAUUGACCUAAAAUGGAAUGAUCAAGAUCAACAAAGAGGCUGUGGUACAGGUGAUGGAGAAGGAAUCGGAGGCAGAGGUGGUGGAAGCAUCACCACUGGGAAGGAACCCAGGAGGGAAUUCAAAGAAAGACAAGGUUUUAACCGGCGUAGGGGUGCUAUGCGACGCAAAGUUCAUCAAGCGAAUGGUCACAAGUUUAUGGCUACCUUCCUGAGGCAACCAACUUUCUGUUCUCACUGCCGUGAAUUCAUAUGGGGCUUGGGCAAGCAGGGCUAUCAGUGUCAAGUCUGCACAUGUGUAGUUCACAAAAGAUGUCACAAGUUGGUUAUCACAAAAUGUCCAGGCAUGAGAGAUGAGUCAAGUCAAGAUACAGAAAGUCCACGUUUCAGUAUAGAUAUGCCACACCGUUUUGUUGUUCACAACUACAAGAGAUUUACGUUUUGUGACCACUGUGGCUCACUGUUGUAUGGUUUAUUUAGACAAGGUUUACAGUGUGAAGCUUGUAAUAUAAAUGUUCACAAGAGGUGCCAGAAAAAUGUAGCAAAUAAUUGUGGCAUUAACACUAAGGCUAUGGCUGAGAUUUUAAGUACAAUGAAUAUAUCACCAGACAAACAGAUAAAAACUCCAAAGAUUAAUUAUAGAACAACAACUUGUCAGUCUGGUCAAACACCCACAACAGUAACAGUCACAGACACAUUACCAACGGAUAAUUCACAGACAAUUCAAAAAACGGAAGAAACAUCUGUUAUCGCUACUGAAAAUGCAGUACCUGCUAGUGAGAAUGAAGUUAGGAAAUUUGGUAUCGAGGACUUUAAUUUCAUAAAAGUUCUUGGUAAAGGUAGUUUCGGGAAGGUGAUGCUGGUAGAACGAAAAACUAAUCCCGAUGAAGUUUACGCUGUAAAAAUUUUAAGAAAAGAUGUGAUUAUACAAGACGACGAUGUAGAUUGCACAAUGACGGAAAAGAGGAUUUUAACACUGGCAGCGAGACAUCCUUUCCUUACAGCUAUUCACAGUUGUUUUCAAACAAAUGACCGAUUAUUUUUUGUUAUGGAAUAUGUGAAUGGAGGUGAUUUAAUGUUCCAUAUUCAAAGGGCUCGAAAAUUUGACGAAGCAAGAGCACGCUUCUAUGCGGCAGAAGUUACGCUUGCAUUACAGUUUCUUCACAAGCAUCAUAUUAUUUAUCGAGAUCUCAAGUUAGACAAUAUAAUACUCGACCAAGAAGGUCAUUGUAAAUUAGCAGAUUUUGGAAUGUGCAAGGAGGGUAUUAUCGAAGGGAAGACUGUUACAACAACAUUUUGUGGCACACCCGAUUAUAUCGCACCUGAAAUUCUUCAAGAAUUGCAUUAUGGUGCUAGCGUUGACUGGUGGGCACUUGGUGUUUUAAUGUAUGAAAUGAUGGCUGGUCAACCGCCUUUUGAAGCAGAUAAUGAAGAUGAUUUAUUCGAAUCAAUUCUACGAGACGAUGUGCUUUACCCUAUCUGGAUCUCAAAAGAGGCAGUUUCUAUUUUAAAAGGAUUUAUGACAAAAAAUCCAGCUAAGAGAUUAGGUUGUGUGGCUGCUAAUGGUGGUGAGAACGCUAUAAAGGUUCAUCCAUUUUUCCAAGAAAUAGAUUGGGAAGCACUCGAAGCGCGUAAAGUGAAACCACCAAUUAGGCCAAAAACUAAAAGCAAAAAGGACGUAAUGAACUUCGAUACGGAGUUUACAAAAGAAGAUCCAGUGUUGACGCCAGAAGAUCCGGACGAAGUGAGCUAUAUAAACCAAGAAGAAUUCCAAGGUUUCUCCUUCAUCAACAAAGACUUCAACCCUGCUAGGUUUGGGGCACAAUAAGAAGUAAGAACGCAAGCAAAUGAAGAGGGUUCAAUGUUAAUAUCAUCUUAAACGCUUCUUGCUUGGAAAAUUGGCGAGCAUGCCAAUCUGCAAAGCUGAACAUCGGCGUUUUGAAGCUGCUCGGGGUCUCCUUUGUAUUUUAUCUCCACCGGGGAUAAUUUUACGUAUCAUCGGAAGCAACGUUCAAGCUGUACAAAAAGGUGGUGGAGAUCAGCAGGAAUUUGAGAAAUCAGCUAGAAACUUCGGUCUGUUUCACGUACAAAAAAAAGUGGUAAUUUUCGCAGAGAAUUUGAUUGAUAAAAAGGAAGCGUGGCCUCAUUUCGACAAAAAAGAAAUGCGUUUGGAUCCAAGUCUCUUAAAGUUUGACAAAAUUCUUGAUUUCCUUUGUUUUCUUGAAACAAAGACAAAUGUGAUUGAGAGGAAACGUCAGUAAGAGAUUUCAUUUGUAACAUUGAUAAGCAGAAAGAUCACGUGCUUUGGAAAUUAAGUAUCGGUUAAGAAACUUAGUACAAAAAAUACAAAGCAGAAAGAGAAAGUCAUUUUUGAUGGCAUGAUGAUAAAGGUCGCUGGGCGAUCUAUCAUUUUUCUGUUGAUAUUGAUGUUCUCGAGAAAGAUUCGAAUCAAAUACCGAAUUUUUCAGUAACCUCUUAACCGUAUAUUUCGUUUCCUCUUAGAGUUUCUUUCGUAGAUUGUCUCUCUGGAACUACAAAGUUUUCCAUCAAUGACAAAAAAAAGUACUCGCGCAGGAAAAACCACGAGUCUGCAGGAUAAGAAACUCAUCGACAUGUCAAUUUUGCAUUGGAAUUCAGUUCCAUUAAGGUAUACAAAAUUUUACCCGAUUUACAGACUUCUAGUUAACCAUAUAUAAAGACUUGGCACUUAUUACGCAUUUUUUUUAGCGCUUACGUACUUACGGACUUAAUUUUCAUUGCAAUUCACGAGAAUUAUUUUUUACUACGACAGGAAUACCGACAAAAACAGGACGAUCGAAUUAUUGUGAUUAUUGCUUAGUAAGUCGAGUUUUUAGGUCUUAGCGUAGUGUAUCAAAUCACUAGUGAUCAAGACUGAAACAGAAGCUGGGUUUAACUUUUAGGUAAGCAACAGCUGCAGGCGUAAUUAUAGUCGUCAAGUCUAUAAAAAUCUGUGCAUACAUAAUAGCAUCAUAUAAAGUAACUACAUAGAGAAUCGAGAAGUUAUGUUCCGGUUCGAAUCGAGAUCUCGUGUCUUCGAACGGUCUAAACUUUUCGUCGAGCUUUACCCAGAGGAGCAUCUCGCAGCGCUUCUCCGAUAGGAUUUAAAUAAUAAACAAAAUAAUAAAAUAAUCAUAAAACACUAAAAGAAAUCAUGCUCGCGUGGUGAAGAUCGAGCAGGAUACGAUCUGACCAGGUGGACAUGCCAGUUUCAUACUUAACAUAGAAUUUUAAACGAUCACAGACGGAUUCCACUGGUGGUUGUUCCGUCAAAGCUAACACAAAAUGAUAUAUACGUAUAUGUACACGUAUAAAUUUAACUUAUUUUAACAUACGCCUAAAAUUGUAAUGAACAAAAAAGGUCUCGCUAUCAGGAACACCGAAGAAUAUAUAAAAGCGAUGGUCUCUGGUGAAAUUCUCUGGUGUUGCUGUGUGUGUCGAGUCUUUCACAAAGUGUUAUAGACAGAGCAUAUAUACAUACAUAUGUAUAUGCUUUGUAAAGUUACCGCUAAGCGAAUUAAGAAAAUUGUAAGGAAGUCCACCUAGCGAUGUCGAUGCACUUUCCGGAAUCUUCGUACGUGUUGUCUCUAGUUAGGUGUCUUUAAAAGCUUGAAGCAACAACUCGUGUACUUAAAUUAGCAAAAGCUGCAAGCUCCUUAGUGUUAAGUGAUGAAAUAGUCGAGAGCCUUAUCCGUACCAUAAGAACGCUGAAAUGCGUAAAAAAAAAAAGAAAGGAAAGAAAGAAACCAGUGAAUGUUAUAUCGAGUUAAGUAUCGUUGUCGGUCCUAACGGCUAAUAAGGAUAAAUUAAUUCGAGAUACAUAGAUGAGAGACAAAUUUCUCGUGUUUUAACAAGUGAACAGAAAAUACUCUAAUAUUUGGGGCACGUAGUCCACCGUUUUGUGCCGUCGAGUUUAUACCAAAGAUAUCGUUCAGAUUUUCCGUAGAAACCUCGCAGAACGAAUUAACGAGGGUAAGAUCGCGAAUGAAUCAAUUUCAUAUCGAUCCGACUUCAAUCUUUGGUGUAAACUUCAAUCGUCGUUGAUAGUUUUAAUGAGAAAAGUUUAAUUGAUAAAUAGUAACGAUAGACCGUAACAAUUAGUCGAUAAUAUGUUUUAGUGAUUAUAAAUUCAGAAAAAAGGACAACUGCGGUGAAAUCGUGCAGUAGUGCAGAGCAAAACUAAAAAAAAAGAAAAACAGAAAAAAAUAUUUUAGCGUACAGUCUACCAAUGAGCCACUGGACGACAAACACUCAGUCCCCAGAUUGUAUUCGAAUGGCUUAUUGGCAUGACCAGAAACGCGUUACUCAGUGUCGUGAUCAUUGUCGUCGUGUCAUACUCGUACAUUUUUAUGGACUCCGUAGAUAUUUAGGUUCAUUUAAAAACAAAAAAUGUCAAAUAAAAAAAAUUCAUUGGUAGAGUACCUUUAAAUCACGUGCUGCCCUCUACGUCCUUCGAUUUUGUACAGAACUCGAAGUUCGAGAGCCGCGGCACCGACACAAUCGAAUUGUGAAGAAAAUGAUGUUCUAAGUUACGGCACGUGUCGUGUACUCAUCGCACGAUCUUAGAAAGUAAUGAUGUACGAGAUGAAUAUUACCAUUUCAAGGAGAAAUCACUUAUCGUAAGAUAUAUAUACGUACGACGUCGCUUUUAUGAAAGCAACGUUGUACUCGCAGCCAUUGACACGAAAUAAUGAUCGUUCGCAUGUAAAUGUAGCUGAUCGUAUCUUUUUACAGCUUUUGCUUGCAUAGCAAUAAUUAUUGACCAGUGAAUAUAGUAUCCUAUUGAUGUAUCGACCGAUGAAUCGAUAAUGUUCUCCGUGUACUAAAUUCAGAGUGCUAUAUCCUUGUCGUUGGCAAACUGUCAUAAAAAUUAAAUUUAUUAUUUAUUAUACAUAAUAUCAAUUUCUUAGAAUUUAAUUCUUAGUUUUUAAAGAUGUAUUAAAUUUCAUAAAUGAUCCAAUAGAAAUUUCUAUUGUUUCUAAGAAAGGGAACUGUGUUUAAGAUAACUUAAAAAAUACUGUCCGAUUGACAAGGAUCUGUACUUGAUUCAUCUGCGUUCGUGCUCUUAUCGUAAAUCUAGUCAGAAUGAGAAUACCGAGAAAAGGUGUCUGGCUCGAUGUAUCGAGCUACGGAAAAGGAUAUGUUUAAAUUCAAAAGAGACGAGUUAGUCCGGCCUACGCUUAAAAAAAGACGGUUUCGUGCGUUAUUCGAACAAAAAAUUACUGCUAUACCAUGUACCUAUUGUUACGUGUAGAGUUACCACGUAACAAAUAUCCGUACGUCUAAAAAAGAAAACAAAAAAAAAAAAGAAAGAAAACAAACACUGUAUCGUCUAGGCGUAGUAAAGCGAGUUUCUUUUUAGUCUUAUAUCCGGUACAUUAGAAAGAAGAUUUUCAGCACUCCGCGUCGUAUUAUCGAUAGUCAUAUCGCGAUAUAUCUCUUUCGGUUGUAUAUAUCGUUUUUGUCAGAACGAUAGAUUCUCGAUGGUCGUUGAAAAUGGCGCGAAUCAGACGAGAGAAUGCAACGAUUGCCGUCCUAAACACAUCGAUACGUCGAGCGGGGUUAAUCGAUUAUCCAAAGGUUUCUUUCGACUUUAGUUGUAUAGAAAGUAAGCCAUUGGUGAUUUAUAAGUACGUUACAAUCGUACACCGGUGUACAAUUACACCGUACCAUAAAAUGUUACGAAUUCUGAUCCGUCGAGAUUUAAAUGAAAAAGUAAUAUUCAUUGAAAGACUUAUCGAAUAAUCAAAGUUGAAACCUCAUUCAUUGUGUGGGAAGAAAGAAUAUGUUUGAAAGAAAAAUCAAAUUAUCGAAACGUACUGUUCAUACUGUUGUUAUUGUUGCAACGAUCAUCGAGCUGACAAAGAUGUAAUCUCUCUUUUUUUUUUAAGUUAAACAUUGUAUGUUUUUUUUUUUGUUAAAGAGAGCGUGUGGCGUUUCAUUUAUUCUAAUGUUACAUCGUUUUGCAGUAUUUAUGUUUUUCAAUAUUAUACAAGUAUUCUUGAGAUAUCGUACGCGGCCAGGCCACGUUAAUAGUUGAAUGUUAAGGUUGCUAGCUAAUUAGCGAAAAGUAAAUAUAUAUAUUUUUUUAGUUUCUCGUUAAGUACAUCAACUUUUUCAGACAUUUUUUUAUCGGAAUCUUUCGUCCUUAGGUUUUAUCUUUUUUUUUGUAUCUACAGCGAUCGAAUCGGAAUAACUUUUUUUCUACUUCAUUUCUACACUUUAUAUGGUCCUCGUUUUAGUGCGCAUGCGUAAGCUUUUCUAAUGAUUGUGCUUCGCAAGAUCUAGCUUAUAUCGUAUAACGAAUUGUUUAUAUUUUUUAUCGUCAUGUAACAGAGGAGAGAAAAAGCCAGAGUAUCUUUACGUGUGUGUAAAUUACAGAGUUUAACGAUUCACGUUGCGCAAUUUAACGGGUAUGUAACUAUUAAGAUUAUAAUUUCCGUUGUAUAUAUAUUUCUUUCGAUUAUCGAAGAGAACUAUCGUCAUCGAUUCCAUGGCGUAUAAGCAAUGUAUUUUAAAAUCGGCAGGGGCUAACAAAACAAAGAAAGGGGAAUGAAAUAAGCAAAAAUCAGAGUACAUAAAAGGACAAAAAAAAAAAAACAAAGAAAGAAUAUAAUGAUAAAUAUUUAUAAGUAUGUACAUACUUAUAUAUAUAUAGUAAAAAAUUUACAGUAGCAUGUUAGAAAUAAAUCUGUGGCAGACGAUAGUACUCUUGUCAGGCGCCGACACUCUAACCUAACUCCAUAAACAAUUUUUGCCGUGAGAUUUUUAUAAUCGCUAGUCAAUCGUAUUAAAAUAGGGAAAAAGGGAUAUUGGGGGGAGAACAAAAAGAAUAAGUUAUGCGUUAUCGAUGAAACGUUCCAUUCGCUUCGUUUUAAUACUGUAUGCGUGCGCACGUGUACACCGGAUGUCACGUGCCGUAUAUUCGUUAAAAAAACGAGGAAAGACGUUAAUUUAUCGAUGUAUACGCGAGAUUAUAAGCCAACAGGAGGUAAAACCGCGUAUUUUUUUGACGUGUCAAGUUAACAUACGUAAAGAGUGAAUGAAGUGAUAUAUACAUAUAUAUAUAUAAAUUAUAAAUAUAUAUAUAUUAUAUGUUGCAUAAAUUAAGAUGAUAAAAGAAAACUAAAAUAUUGUUGCAAUAUAGGGAGCUAAAUAGGGUCACACGUGACUAUCAACCGUGGUACCCCUUUCCUUUUUAGGAUAUAAUUUACAGAAAUUAUAUAUAUAUAUAUAUAUAUAUAUAAUUAUAUAUAUAAAGACAUACAUGCCCGCACAUAUGUAUAUAUAUGUAUAUAUAUGUGUGUGUAUAUAUAUACGAACAAAAAAAGAAUGGAAAUGUAUAUAUUUAUAAAUAUAUAUACGUACUACAUAAAUAGGGAGUAUCAUAUUAGGAAUACGUCAUAUUCUUUAUGUUCCUUCAGACCUAUGUUAAAAUCCGUCAUUUUUCUUUCUGUUUCAACGAUCUUGGUUUGCUUUUCUGUUCAUGGGAACGCGGGGUGGUUGCUGCAACGAUGACGACCUUUUAGAAAUCACGGAAGAAAAACAAAAAAGAAAAUAAAAAAAAGGGACCAACGUCGCUGAAAACGAACGAACAUCGUGGAUUUUAUCCUGGGUCUGAAAGAUAUCGGGAAUGCCAUACAAAAAUGAACAAAACGAAUAAAAAAAAAAUGAAAGAAAGCAUCUGCAAAAAAAAAGAUGAUACCAAGAUCAUAAACUCUGUAAUGUCGUAAACUAAAUAUUGUUUGUGCACAGUGUUGGGUAAAGAUAUUCUAAAAAUGGAAUGACAGCAAGAUGCUUCGUGAAAGCCUUUUGAAACUCGCGAUCAAUCACCGGCUCCUCUUUCGUGUGUGUUAAGCAAUCGUCAUAUCUGAUAUAACUUUGUAAUAAUAGUACUAUUAUUAAUAAUAGAGCUGUAAAAUCGUGUGAACAUAACUCUAGGUACGGGACAGAAUAGAAAUUACGUCGGAAAUGCAAACGAAACGGAUUCUCUGAUUGUACCAAGGGACAGCCGGUAACAGCUGUUAUUCGAGUAAAUCGUGAACGAUUAGCGCUUCGAUCGAAUUCUCAACGCCUCACAAAACUUUACUUUCUACGUGUACAUAAAUGUAAGCGUGGAACUACGUACUCACGUAACAUCACAUAUUUGGGAAUGUAAUAUUCUUAAAUUUGACCAAAGGUGUAGGCAUUUCAGUUCACGCAAAGCAAAAUGAAAAUGAGAGAUGGUCUAUGCGUUUGAAUUACUUAACACUGUUUCAUCGAACACACGAGGAACAUAUUCAACAGUGUGAAGGCCCGUUUUUAGAUAAAUUCGUUAACCCCCGGUGGUACAAAAGGUCCGCUUUCACAAACGAACGAGCAAUCAGCCGAAGGCUGGAGAUAAAUUUGCUUCCUCAAAAGAUACAUACAUAAUCGAGAGAGUUUUAUCCUCUGACGAAAGUAGCCGUCCGUAUGAUUGGAAAGCAAAAAAGGAAAAAGUGAAAAAGAGGAAGAAACGAGCGAAGGCAGGAUCGAGAAUUUCGAUGCGUGAAGGAGUAGCAAUCGCUGUGUUACAAUUGUAUUAAAACAAAUGUGUCGUUGAAUUUUCAUAGUGAGCGUACCUACAUAUAUGUAUAUGUUGACCGUAUCAUUGUCGUUACCGAUCGUAGAAUUUAUGAAAGCUCUCUGAGUGUGUCCUUUCGUUACCUGAAUCGCUAUCCUUCCUUUUCACACGACUUUCAUACAUCGCGCCGACCAUCAAAACUCUCUCUCUCUCUCUCUUUCCCCAGUUUUCGAUAUUUACAAUCAAAAACUCUUCUUUUUUACUUCUCUUUUCAUUUUUGAAAUAUUUUGCUCACUUUUUUUCAGAAUAUAUUGUAUGUCAUUGUAAAGCUAAGCGUUCGUGCGUGCGUGCGAUAUGUACAUAAAUGUAACGAUACACAUGCGCAUACAUUAUAGUGAGACGAAUUGUAUUCGUGCACAAUGAUGCAUUGUACAUGUGACACUGUGCGAAAAGAAGCGAUUUUUUUUUUUAGAGAAUUUAUCGUUAAACAUUUUCUGUUGUUUGACUCUUGUAAAGGUAGAUUUACUUUCUAGCGAGAGAUAGAUUUUUCUAUGAAAUAACUAUUAAGUUUGAAUCUUCUGUAGGUAGAAGGAAAAAAGAUACGGAUGCAAAAGAUGCAUUGCUUCUUUUUGUACAGUGUUUUACAUGAGCUAAUGUGUGUUUCGUUGAAACUGGAAGAGCGACACUAUUUUCCUUCCGACUCGAAUUGAAUCUUGUAUUUUACUUUAUUCCCGAUUCGCGCACAAAUGCAAGAAAUGAUGCGUUAGAUCGACCAACGCCCAAUGUGAUGCACACAAGCUGUUUAAACGUACAAUUAGGGAACAAACAUUUAUUUUUUUAUAUGUACCCCAGCUGGUCGUUCGUCGGACAUUUUACGCGCGUGAUUGAGGAUUGAACGCCUCGUAUAGGUCAAACAUUAUUUCGCGUGUCGUAUCUCCUCGCACAAAAAGAAAUUUAUAUAUCAGCGUCUGUAAGUUUUCCUGUUAGAGUCUAUAGAAUUCCGGAAUGUACACAAAUUCAAUCCCAAGAAGUUACGUUUUACAAUAAUGUUAUUAAGAAUAGAAAGUCUAAUUAAUACGUUGCAAUUAACACCUUGUGAACUAACAACACACGUUGCUCUUGUUAUUACAAAUAUUAUCGACCAUUAUUAUCCAACCAUUGUACCAUUUAUCAUUACAAAGUAAUAUUGAUUUUUACCAUAAAGAGAAAUAUCAUUUAAGGAAUUAGAAUCGUUUAAAAAAGAACAGCAAAAAUGAACGCGUGAUAGUGCACAAAGUGUUAAGCGUUUUGAUUGUCAGCAUCGAUGCUUCAGAGCGAGAAAUCAUUGUUAUUUUGAUUAGAACCGCAAUCGAUCUAUCUAAUCGAAAUAUACGAACACGAAAAAAAUGAAAACAAAAGAAGGUAAGAAAACGCCAAGUCUCCGAGACGUUGACGACUCAUCGAGAAUCGAAGUUUUACACGUCCAGUCGCAGUUUCUUUCUAAUGAGAUUUAUUGCGUUGUUGACCGUGCUAAUUCUAUCUGACUUAAGCCUAUUUCCAUGUUGAAGACACACCAGUGAUUGUUGCCGAGCUGAAAAGUCCGAAAUCUAAUUUAUAAAUGUGAUAGAAAAAGCGUGCGAGCAGGGAAUUCGCGAAAUCGGCUUUGGAAACAGUUCUCUGAUCAAAUUAUAAAUUAAUUUCAUCCAGAAUUAUGUAUCGUCUUUAUGAGUUGCAAAGUGGAUUGAGAUUUAUGAAUCUUUUUAUCUUUUGAUAAAUAACUUUUUUACGCGUAUAUUGAGAAUUGUUCUUCCUUAUCGAUAGAGCAUCUUACAUAUCCGCUUUGUAAUUACAUAUAAAAUUCAUUGUACAAAUAUUUGUUACUCGUUUUAUGGUUGUCUGUUCGUCGACAAGUUUCUUAAACUGAUCGUUCAUCGAUCGUUUGAACAUACGAUACAGAAGAGUCGAAUAGCUGAACCGAGAAAUACUUGGCAAGCAUACAUCCUGCUGUUUAAAAGCUCGUAAAAAGGAAGUUCCCUGCUCAUGCGCGGACAAAGCUGUAUUAGCGAUCGUUAUAAAUGAGCAUUAUUUAUUUCUCGAUUGUAUUUAUAUAUCGUUAAUCGUAGUGAGUCUUAAUAGUGAUUUACGGAAGUGUUAUUAUCUGGUGCUGAAUAUUAAUAUAUAUCUGUCGAUGUAUUGGUGACUCGAAUCGAGGUAUCGUUAAGGUAUUACGAUCGAAACAAGGAGGAAUUAGAAUAUUUGCAUUAGCUGUUAAGUAAAUAAUUUUUGAAAAAUAAUUUUACUUAACUCGGUAAUACAACGAUUUCACUAUAUGAGUUACUUGUUACUCGUUGCUUAGGGAGUGGUAAUUUAGUGUGCAAAAAUUGCUACUACCGAUUAGCGUAAUCAAGUUAGCUCGAUUUCGACCGUAUUACCGUGGUAAUUAAAGAUAUUUCAUUUAUUGAUCGAUUAUCUUUUCGAUAUUACAAACGAUUCUCACGGUUCGCUGUAUAAAAGAAAGAAAGAAAGAAAGAAGGAAACUCAGUAUAGUCGCUACUGUAAGAAUUCUCCUUGUUUGUAUAACGAUACUUAACAUCUUCGAUCGAUUCUUGAUUCGAUCUAGAAAUACAUCGGGCGUUAUACGCGAUUAUUACUCCGUAGCUGAUGAUUCGUUAUGUGCGUAUUAUAAAUUCGAACGAUUGUGAAUGUAUUUUACUUGCGUUUGCACGAGUCCUGCGCUAUUUCCCUCGAUUUUAGUUUUCUUUUCUAUUUCUUUACCGAAGCAUUCCCAAGACGAAUCUCGUAAGCACUUCUUCGUAGAAGUAGUAGAAAACACAUUUACCGACCGGCAUUUAAAAUACGCGUAUUCCGAUAUAUUAAAAUAUUUCGACGGGAUAUUUUAAUAUACAUCGAGGGGUGUUUAAAGUGGAUACACUUAUAAACGAUGAAAUAUUGCAGAAACACACACACGUACAAUAUAUAUGCAUGCAAAAAAAUUGAACGCAAUGAAGAAAGUGUGUGUUGUUGAAAUUAAUUGAGUUGUUAAUUUCGUGCAAAUGAGUCGGAAAUACAUUACCAGUCUCGUUGAAAAAGAUCUGCUUCUCAUCCUAAAAUGGGAACGAGAACGCGUGACGAGAGGGCAACGUUGUAUGAAAAAACGCUUUCGGUGUUUUGUGACAAACAGUGAGUCCUAUAUGAGGCUAUAUAGUAUAAUAAGCAAAAACCCUUUGCACUCGAUGUUUCUUUCGAUGUAUGUUACGUAAUCAAAUCGGAUUAUUGAAAUAUAAAAAGUAAUUUUGAAACGAUAUCGAUCGAAUGUUUAUUUUUUAAUAGUUUCUACAAUACGACUGGUUAAGUCUGUAAUAAAUGGAGGAUACGUUAUUAGGAAUUAAAUUUAUUAUGGUUUACGGCAUAACCUGUUCUUUGUUAAAUCGUUUUAUUUUAUUUGGUUAAUUUUUUCGUUCUUCUUAUGUAUUAUAUUCGUGAAAAGUAUGGUAUAGUAAUGAAGGAAUUUCUCAAGUUCUAACCGUACACACAUACUUGAUCAUUGCGAUUAUACUCGAGGUCGAUGCCAAACAGAUACUGUUCUAACAAAAUCGAUUAUCAUGAACUCGCAACUACUCAAAGUAUAGCCUUCGGUCCUUGGCAGUGACCGGAAAUAUUUCGUGGCCUCGACCAAUAUUUCCAGAAAUACCGAUUCAAGGUCUUGCUGUGAAAAAGCGACGCUGAACUAUCAGAAUUACGUCAUAUAUAAGGUGACAUUGAAAUAAGUAGUCCCAUCUAGCGUAUACUUCUCUUUUUAAACCUAAAGAAAUGAAAUGAAACUUACAUAAUAAUUUCUUUCAUUCACUAGAUCUUAUAAUGAACAAUUUACUUUGAGCUUAACAACUUCUGGACUUUCAUACUUUCCAUACAAUUGAUUAAUCACGAUCGAUAUAAAAGAAUAUCCAUAAUUUUUUUCUAACCUAUACACUUCGAGGUCGAUACGCUUUAAGUUUUAAGAUCGACUAACAAAUCCAUAACUUAUUACGUAACGUGUUUAAAACAGUUCCUUUUUUGUGAUCGAGUGGAAAGGGUUAACAACUGUGUAAAACAAAAAGUACCUCUAUUUUUCUUUUUCGUUGUAAAGUAUUUUCAAGUAUCAUAACACCUGUUUGAUAUUGCGAGCACCCGAUGAAACGUAUCCAAGUUAUUCUGCCAAGUCUAUCUCGUAUUUGUUGAGAAACUAUGCAGGUAAGAGAAUCUUUGUUUUUGACGCGAAGAAAGUAUUUUUACGAUAUAGUUGGGAGAACUAGGAAACCGAAUGCAAUUCAAAAGAUUGCGUAUUAUGAAUACUGUUGCGUGCACGUGUCGAAUAUUAGUUUGAAGGAGUGAAUGAACGAUUUACGAGGCAAAAAGAGACAAAAGAAAAAAUGGAAGAAAUAAGAGUUGCACAUCCUGUUGAUUAUGUAUUUUUUAAAGUUAGCAUUGAGACAUGCCUAUAUUCCUAUGGAAUCGAUGAAUAACGCUAUAAUUUUAAUGACAAAAAUGGAGUAAAAUAAAAUAUUAAAUAAAAACUAAAUCGAUCAGGAAAAGAUCUUUUAUUUAAUCAAAAUUAAAUAAUUUCAUUUUUGUCAUUAUAAUUUAGUCCAUACAAUAGCGAAAAUUUUCCUUCUCCUUUUUCUAAAAAUUUCUGUUUAAAUAAUGCAUAUUUUCAUUCAUAAUAUUCGUGGAGUGUUUCUUAAUUUCAUUACAGGUGCCAAAAAAAUAUUACAGGAAAAAUAGAACUGCAUAAAUAAUAGUAAAAGAAAAAAUACAGAAAAACUGAUAUAAUUCUUAUAUGCUACAACAUUGAUUUUAUCUUGGCCAAAAUGCAUCCAUUUUGAUAUCGUAUUUUUGUAAAUAAUGAUUUAAUAUCAUUCUCUAUUGAACAGGCAUAUUAUUACUUAUUGCCCAAAAUUUUAAUGAAACAAUUUACACACAGAUACGUAUUGUAAAUUAUUGAAACUUCGAUUUUGAUCCAUUAUGGCAAAGAUAAAAAUAAGAUGUAAGCGCAAAAGUUCAAAUGAUCUUAAGGCCACUUUUACACAUGUCUAUAGAAGUGCGUCUUUUAAAGACAAAUUUUUUGACAGCUCCAUCUGCCAUACUUUGUUGAAACAUGCGUCCAUUCCAGUUCCAGUCUAAAGAGAGUUAACGUAUUAUUUCCGUCAAUGUUGCAGCACAUUUAACGCGUUUAGAAACGUGGGAAGAAGGUCUCAAAAGGGGAAAAAAGUAAUUUUGAUGGGUACAAACUGAAUGACCGAAAAUGGUGCGUGCAAACAUAAGAACGUUAUUAAAUGUAAGGAUUUAUGUUUAUCACUUUCUUCCUUUCCAUUUGUCCUAAUUUUUAUUUUUGAAAGCUAUUUAAUUUGUCAUAAUUUAUAAUAAUUAUUAUAAUUUGUCAUAUCUGAGAAAAAAACACAUUUAUGUAUGAACGAUUGCCUUUGUGCUUGCUGUGUUUGCCUCGUCAUAAUCAUAAAUCAAAUACGUUUAAAUGAUCGAAUGCAAAUAUAUGUCUAUAUAUUAACGGAGAGUUUAUCGGUUGCAAAUACAUGGGCAAUCGUGAACCGAAGCAAAUACUGUUACUUGUCUGAUUAUUGUAUACAAAAUAAAUAAAAAAUGUACAUAUACAUCAGAAA
This is a messenger RNA of Bombus pyrosoma, 15939 nucleotides long. It is a transcript of the gene Pkc98E, whose product is annotated as protein kinase C. Bases 1385 to 3574 code for a protein of 729 amino acids. Lineage: Eukaryota; Metazoa; Arthropoda; Insecta; Hymenoptera; Apidae. The transcript has 10 exons. Gene Ontology annotation, biological process: protein phosphorylation. Gene Ontology annotation, molecular function: diacylglycerol-dependent serine/threonine kinase activity; ATP binding. The record is from RefSeq and is a predicted model, not a curated record.